AUGGCGAUCCUUCAGCAACUUCUCCCGUGGACAAUCCCGCUAUUCAGAUCACUUGACAGCCUCUCCUCCUCUAAUGCGUUACCGGCACCUUUCAGAUCUGGUGCUUUCAUCCGGCAGAACGCCAUCUUCUCCUCUGCCUCUCCAUCUGGUUUCAAAGUCUCUGUCACCGCGGGGUCCACGCAUAGUAAUGACGCGCACGCUGGCAGUGCCGAGUGCACACGCGAACAGAACUCUCGCAUCGCUCGCGAGGUGCAGAGGACCAGGCAGGUGCUUGCCGAAAUCAAGAACGGUCUUCCUGGCCCUCGACCGGCUCAACACACUUCGGCUCCGAAAAGUGCAGGUGGCCAUGACGAACGGGCGGCGCUCUCUGGGCCGGUAAUGGAGACCUUCCCGUUCCAGCUGUUCGGUCCUUCGAGCGAACUCGGCUUCCAACCCUUCCGGUUCUUCCGCGAUGGUACCGGACUCACCCUAAGGUCCUCGCAUUGUCGCCGUGUUUGCGCUAUUGGGGAGGUCUGCUAUGCGUGCAGCUGCAUACGCGGCGAAACGGCGUUCAAGAAACUGCAUGCGCGCGCCGUGGAGCGGGUAUUUCCCUUUUCAGAACUGGCCCACUGUCACCAUCGCCAGCUUCGAGGGCUCAUCCGUACUAGUGAAGAGGACAACGUGCGGUCGCGAAGCAGGGUGCGCAGUAUGAACGCGCAGCUGGACCGCCAUCAUGCGCCUGCCGCGGCACCCCGCGAAUACACCCUGUUGGCGCCCGAUGCGGGCGAUGUGUCCGAGGCAUACGGCGGUAAGGUGCAUUGCUUCCAGUGCACUGCGCCGCUUGAUCCGGCUGAAGCGCGUGCACACGUUGGCGCGCACAUCCUUCGCUGUCAGUUCGGAGUGAUUGGCGAGCGUCUGCAGGGGCGGGCCCGAUUCCCGAACUCGUGUCGAUUCUGCGGUCGCUCUGGCACCUGCACGCUCGCGCUCAUGAAGCUCGCGGGGGAAGUGUCUGACUUAACCGCAGGGAAGGUCGAGACGAACUGUCCUCGUGCUCACACAUUCUCCAUAGCAUGGGCCAAGAAAGCAUCCAAGAGCAAACCAUCUACCAACGUACCCAUCGCCUGUCCUUUCUGCCCCGCCAACCCGGUAACAAAACAGUGGCCUGCGUUCUGGAAGUAUAACAUGUACAGUCACAUCCGAAACGAGCACCCGGAUCACUGGAAUUUCGCAAAGGAACAUCCGACGAAUCUUUCCGCCAACCUCGCAAAGGAACAUCCGACGAAUCUUUCCGCCAACCUCACUGACAUUAUCUUCCUUACCGCGGACGAGCUUGAAUUCUUGGGCAUUCCGUUGCCAUCUGGCAAAGAGGACGAGUUAGACGCCAUUUGUGUCCCGCCCUAUCCACUAUAUGUUGCCUCUGACCAUUCCCAUAGCGAAGACCGCAUCUGA
Punctularia strigosozonata HHB-11173 SS5 is the source of this 1428-nucleotide messenger RNA. RefSeq lists its product as uncharacterized. NCBI's taxonomy places the organism in Eukaryota, Fungi, Basidiomycota, Agaricomycetes, Corticiales, Punctulariaceae. The record is from RefSeq and is a predicted model, not a curated record. Bases 1 to 1428 code for a protein of 475 amino acids. The transcript is spliced from 4 exons.